This is a messenger RNA of Tigriopus californicus, 1785 nucleotides long. Its product is annotated as neuronal acetylcholine receptor subunit alpha-7-like. Gene Ontology annotation, biological process: regulation of membrane potential; signal transduction; chemical synaptic transmission. Gene Ontology annotation, cellular component: membrane; synapse; neuron projection. The transcript is spliced from 8 exons. NCBI's taxonomy places the organism in Eukaryota, Metazoa, Arthropoda, Copepoda, Harpacticoida, Harpacticidae. Gene Ontology annotation, molecular function: neurotransmitter receptor activity; extracellular ligand-gated monoatomic ion channel activity; transmembrane signaling receptor activity. The record is from RefSeq and is a predicted model, not a curated record. Bases 675 to 1727 code for a protein of 350 amino acids.
UAGUGGCUCCGUCAGCUUUUUGAGGUCUGAGGAGAAUGCAAUUUGAAAAUGCAUCAUCGUCUUCACACGCUCUUGGGCGGGUGGAAUAUGCACUACUGGCAACACAAACUGGGAUAUCGGGAUGUUUUUCUUUCACCUCAUCCCGACACUCCUGGCCUCAAUGCCUCAAUGCCUCAAUGCCUCAUGCUCUCGGACAUGAGGACUGUUAUCAUGAGAGGGAUCAGAUUUCGCCCCACCAAACGCCCACUUUGGGCACAUUGAGCACCUGAGCUCAUUAACUCACAAGUCAUACAAUGGCAAGGUUACCAGCCACCAUUUUAGGUAGGGUCCUCAUAGUAUUCGUCGUCUUUUAUUAUUGGUCGCGGAAUUAAUGAAAUCAAUCAAUCAAUUCAUCCAUUCAUCCAUCCAUCCAUCCAUCCAUCCAUCAAUCCACCCAUCUCAUUCUCGCUCUCAAUGGUUCCAUCUCAUCCCUCGAUCUAGCUUUGAUCUGUGUUCAAUCAUGGCUGAUUGCUGUCUCUGAGAGCUCUAGAGCCGAUCAAACGGAUCAAAUCAUCAGUCGGGCUUUGGAGAACUACAAGAAAGAUGUUCACCCUCGGGUCGAGGACGGCAACUCGAUCAAAAUCCAGAUUUCCAUCAUUCCGAUCACCGUGAACCUGGACGAAGAGGUUCGAGCCAUGACAUCUCACGUCUGGUUGGUAUUGUCCUGGAAAGAUGAUAGGUUCAGCUGGAGUCCUACACAACACGAAAACAUCUCCUCGGUCCAUUUCGCGCCCACCAAAGUUUGGAAACCGGAUAUCCGCUCCUACAACAGUAUUCUACACGAGGAUUAUGAGGACACGGAUGUGGUGGCUUACGCAAGUGGAGUCUGUUAUUGGAUCCCUCCUGUCAACUUUCACACAACCUGUGAACUCGAUUACACAUACUGGCCUUGGGAUGAGCAAAAUUGCAAUAUCAUCUUGGGCUCCUGGACCAAAUCAGGAACGGAACUCGAUGUGAUUCUGGGCAACCAAUUGAACUCAUCCAAAAUUGACUUGGAGAAUUUCGCACCCGGGAUUUGGUCGGUGUCCAGUGCAGUGGCUAAAAAGACUGUGCAAUACUAUGGAGACUUGUCCGAGCCUUGGCCGGAUGUGACGGCCAAGUUUACGCUCAGACGGAUAUCAUUCGUGGAUCAAAAGCUGGCCGUACUUCCUAUUGUGGUGGUGGCUGCCCUGACCUUGGCCCUAUUUUGGACCUUCCCCAUGACCAGGAGUCGGAUUCUUUUGGGAGGCAUCAAUCUUUUGAUCCUCAUCCUCAUUCUCAUCUACCUUCGCUCUCGUCUGCCUUCAGCUGGUGGCCAAUUACCCUUAGUGGUGGCUUUUACUGGAUCCUUGGUGGUGAUGGUCACCGUCCAACUGAUGUUGUCCCUGGCGUAUGCCAAUGUCCUCGUUCGAUCGGAUUCGCCUCCAGAUGUUCUACUCACUCCGUUGGAAGGGAUUUGCGGCAAGAUCUUGUGCUUGUCGGACAUUCCUUUGGUGGGAAAAAUCCCGGCUUCGGGUGGAAUCACGAUUGACAUGGCGGCGUUAACCAUUGGGAACACGGAGAGUGGAACGAAUACCUCGUUGGCCAAUAAUCCCAACCAUUCGGGUUGGAACACAUUGGCUCAAGCCUUGGAUCGCGUAUUGUUCAUCUUAUACCUUGCUAUCAUUUUGAUUUUUAUGUCGGCAUAUUUUGGAGGAGCAAGCUCGUGAUUAUCUUUUUUCUGCGGGAAAGACGGAAGAAAAUAAAGCCAGGCUCGCGCAACCUUGA